Messenger RNA from Pestalotiopsis fici W106-1, 1209 nucleotides. RefSeq lists its product as uncharacterized. Lineage: Eukaryota; Fungi; Ascomycota; Sordariomycetes; Amphisphaeriales; Sporocadaceae. The record is from RefSeq and is a predicted model, not a curated record. Bases 1 to 1209 code for a protein of 402 amino acids. The transcript is spliced from 2 exons.
AUGGCUCAUCUAGACGGAAUGAUCAUCACCGAGGAUGAUCGCGAAGGCCCGCUGACCUUUGGCAUCGAGAUGGAAUUCCUAAUGCCCAUGCUUCACCAAAAAGACGAGGAUCCCGACCCUCACGACCCUCGUCCCAUUUUCCGAGCUCACAACGACGACGACGUUCAUUUCCCCGAAAAGAUUGACGCUUUCCUCAUGGACCAUCUUGGCAGCCUCGCAGGUGACGGCAUCACACUCCGCGACGAAGCCAACGACGAGUUUAUCGAGCCCCACGAUAAUGUGGUCAAGUACGAUGCAUGGCGCAUCAUCAUGGACAGCUCCGUCAAGGCGGGAGCAGAGGCCAAGUACAAGGCAUACGUCUGGGCCGGUAAAGAAAUCACCUCCGAGGUUCUAAGAACAACCGACCCUGAUGCGUACUACAAGAUCAUGGUUCUAUGCCGUGCCAUGCGCAACAUUCGAGUCCACCUCAACGAUUCUUGUGGUCUUCAUGUUCAUAUCGGACGUGGAGAUGAUGGCCUAUCUCUCAAGACCAUGAAGAAGUUUUCUGUCCUCGCGUGGAUUUCAGACGCCAUCCUCCUCGACCUCCAGCACCCUUCCAGAUGGGAUAAUAGUUACUGCAAGAAGAUGAGCCUCUACGCAAGGCUCAGCGACGGCCAUGUAACUAGAGGACAGGGAGACUUGGAGGCUAGACUUGACAAUGCCCAGAGAGAAGAUGCACUGCGUCACAUUCCUGACAGUCUCGAAGGUCUACUUUUGCACAAGGUCAAGUGUAUCUGGGCCACAACCAGUCUCGAGGAGCUCGCCAUCCUGAUGGGCAACACGAGUGACAUUCACGCCCGAAACCCGAUGCGUGCCGCCGUCAGAGGAACCUUCGGCUAUCGCCGAUUCCUGCCUGCGGGCAAAACUGGUGGAAACACCAACACCAUCGAGUUUCGCCAGAUGGUGGGAUCGCUGGACCCCCAGCACAUCAACAACUGGGUAAAGUUGUGCGUCGGCCUGGUCGAUUUCGCCAGGCUGUCGACGGCCGACGAGUUCUGCUCGUUGGUCGCCGAGGCAAGCAAGGGCCGCUACAACUUUGCCCAGAUGCUUCGGGACCUCAAGCUGGGCCAGGACGUGCCCUUUUGGUCCAACAAGGUCUUGGCCUAUGCCAAGAUCGACGCCGAGGUCUACGAGGGAAGCAAGGAGAGCUUGUUUCUCCGCCGCCUAUAG